GUGAAGCUUAGAGAAUCCAGACCUGAUAUCAUUGUCCAGCCACGAACAACAUGAUCUCUUUUAUUUUUGUAAGCUUGCUAGUUGCCAGCCUAAAUGCGCAACAGCAAAGAGGAAAUGAUCCUAUACCUAUACUUCGUUUUGAAUCAGACGGUCCAAAUGUAGAUGGAUCUUAUAAGUGGGCAUUCGAAACGGGCAACGAAAUAGCAGCGCAAGAGAAAGGAUAUGUUAAAAAUUUUGGGCAAGGUGAGGGUAAGGAGAUACAAGUCGCAGAGGGUAGUGUCAGCUACAAAGCACCAGAUGGGUCGCCCAUCGCUCUCACUUACAUCGCAGAUGAAAAUGGUUUCCAGCCACAGGGUAAUCAUCUUCCAACUCCACCACCGAUUCCACCUGCAAUACAAAGAGCUCUGGAAUACAUUGCAGCCAAUCCUCAACAGCCAAGUCAAGGUCAACCUCCAGCAUACAAGAAUAGAGGAAAACGCUAAGCCUCAGAGAAAAAUAAUACACAACUCAUAACUGCCAAUUAUUAAUACUGUUACUUAUUUUUCUAUUCGUAUUUGAUAAAUUGAAAAAUCUUAUGUGUAAAGUCGGGUUAUACUUCAAAAAUUUUAAAGGUCUUUGCAUCCACGAAUAUUGCUAUGAUUCACCAUUUGCGGUUGCUGCAAGACAACCAGAAAGUUCAAAAUAUUAUUAACACAACAAUAUAACUACGAAUCUUUUGAUCUCUGCCCGCCUUUAAACAUGAGGUAUUUCAUAUGACCUAUAAUAUAUCCUUGAUAGAAAUCGAGAUAUUACACCUGCUGAAUAUGUACGAUGAAGUGUCAAUCACAACUAAAAUGAACGACUUUUUCAUAUAAAUAUAGGAAUUAUAUAGAUAGAAAACUUACAACUAUCCUCACCUAUCAUAUGCAUAUUCAUUUAUCAUUUUACAUUUUCAAUGAAUUUGAAAAAACAUUAAUGCACUAUCUAGUCUAUACAAGACGCAUAUUAUAUUGUAUGUCGUAAUUCCAUUAAUAUCCUACAUAUAAUAAAAUAUCAUUUAACACGCCCAUUUACUGUGAUCAUCAAUAACAUUACAAAAGCGAUUCGCAGAAUUACAGUUUCAUAGCUAUUAUUACUUGUAUCUUUUAAUAUUAUUUUUUAUUAAAUAAAAAUAUAAAAUAAACACAUUUUAUAAUAAAA
Molecule: messenger RNA, 1179 nt
Organism: Nymphalis io (European peacock)
Lineage: Eukaryota; Metazoa; Arthropoda; Insecta; Lepidoptera; Nymphalidae
Gene: CPR33
Product: endocuticle structural glycoprotein SgAbd-2-like
Exons: 4
Coding region: 51-482 (143 amino acids)
Cellular component (GO): chitin-based extracellular matrix
Molecular function (GO): structural constituent of chitin-based larval cuticle
Source: RefSeq, a predicted model, not a curated record